Messenger RNA from Penicillium odoratum, 1869 nucleotides. RefSeq names its product fungal specific transcription factor domain-containing protein. Gene Ontology annotation, biological process: DNA-templated transcription. NCBI's taxonomy places the organism in Eukaryota, Fungi, Ascomycota, Eurotiomycetes, Eurotiales, Aspergillaceae. Gene Ontology annotation, molecular function: DNA binding; zinc ion binding. The coding region runs from base 1 to 1869 and encodes 622 amino acids. The transcript is spliced from 4 exons. The record is from RefSeq and is a predicted model, not a curated record.
AUGGCCCCUUCCGGCACUGUGGAAUCGCGUGCUUGUUUUAACACUUUCACCUUUUCGGUUUCCAGUGAUGUACAGAAUUUGUUCCAUCGCGUUCAGCAGCUGGAGGAUGUCCUGUCCCGAAUUGAUUCCACGCCAGAUUCGGCGUGUCGAGAUGUGUCUAAUCCCGAGAAGUCGACGCCACCGGGUCUUCCUACCAUGACAAGCGGCAGAGAGCGAAAUACCGUUACUGCGAGCUCACUUUGCUCUACUAACUUGACACAAAGACCCGCUAACUCCUGUGGCUACCUCUCCAAGGAUUGUAAAGCGAAGGAUCACAGGUCCGCCACUCAGUGGGGACCUAACUGGUACUUCAAUGGAAUAUCUAUGUCCUCUGAAGCAGGCCGCCGAUGGGUCUCUACAAGAACCGGCCAGGCGGUCACAUGGGCCGAUUUCAGUAUUCCCAUCAUAGAAUCUUCCCCGCCUUCGGCCCUUCAGCCACCUUUCUCACCAGAGCUAUGCGAAUUGCCGGACAGGGACGUUACACGAGAAAUUAUAAGCGCGUUCUUCAGAUCCGGAUUCAUACUCCGCUUCCCUGUACUGGACGACAUUUUGUUUGAAACGACGAUGGAGACCGCCUACGGACCUGCAAAUGGGCCUCUGUCCUCGCCUAUACAAGUCUCAGCCAGGGCAUGUGUCUUGAGCGCUCUAUCCAUUGCGUCUCGCGUAAAUCCGUCGAGGCAAAUCUCCCGCUCCAUGGAUGUGGACUUGUAUGCAGCCAAGGCACAUUAUCUUUUAUUGCACAUAGUUGAAGAUACUAGCUUGUCGACUCUCCAGACAGCACUAGUGUUGCAAAUACAGCAUGCAUUUCAUGCCGACUGGCAAGGCGCUACCUUCUUUCAAUCGAUUGCGUGUCGCAUAGUCUGCGCUCUAAGAGGACACCUCUACCACUUAUCAGAUCCCGUUGGCCUUCAAAGUUCCCGCUUAGAACGCGAAAAUUACCACACUCGAAUGCUGUUCUGGCUAUGCUACAUGCUCGACAAAGAUAUCUCAAUUCGCACUGGCAGUCCUCCUCUUCUCACCGAUGUCUAUUGUGAACUCGACCUGCCUGAUAACUAUUUUGACCAUUAUACCUAUUUACCGGAUCUGGAUACAUCCAUUGCAGGUGACGACGAAACCCACAAAUAUCUCACCCCCCAUCUUCCUGGAGACCCUCGCCUUAGCCAUCUGAAGGAGAAAGUCUGUCGACAGCUCUUGUCUGCCCGGGCCUCGAAGAAUAAUGAUAACCAACUCCUUCUGAAUAUCCGGCAACUGGAUGACGAGAUAGAACACUGGCGGCUAUCCAUCCCCUUCAAUUUUCGCCCUGCACUUUCUGUCUCGAAAAUUACUUCACCAAACGCAUCCGACGAAGGAAUGCCGUAUAUAAUCCAUCAAAUGUCUCUGCAAUUGGACUAUCUUUACUUGAUAACCGUCAUUCAUACGACAGUGAGGAAAUGCACCAUUGAGGCCAGUGACGAGAUUCCGGAUCUGCAUAGUGUGGUUCAUUCGAGCUUCGACCUGUCUUUGAUGGCUAGUCGCUCAACGCUAUGGUGCCUAAGAAUUCUUGUCAGCACAGUGGGGGAAGACGCGUUUCGGUUCGUAACAUUGUAUUCGUCUACAGCCGCCCUGUCACUCUUCCUCAAUAUAGUUAUUCAUCCCCUCGACUCACAAUCGCGGCUUGAUUUGGAGCUUCUUAUAUCGGCCGUCAACAUGAUACGAAAUAUACCUGUGCGAGCUUUGACGCAGGGCGAGAUCACUCGUGUCCAAGAAACUGGCAGCUUCGUAAUGAGGUUAGUGUGGCUUGGAACAUGUGCAGUGACGAAGGCGGAAAAAGAGGAAUGUGACCUUAGCUAG